Messenger RNA from Aphanomyces invadans, 3738 nucleotides. RefSeq lists its product as hypothetical. The record is from RefSeq and is a predicted model, not a curated record. Bases 1 to 3738 code for a protein of 1245 amino acids. The transcript has 19 exons. Gene Ontology annotation, molecular function: protein binding; calcium ion binding. Lineage: Eukaryota; Oomycota; Saprolegniomycetes; Saprolegniales; Verrucalvaceae.
AUGCCGCCGCGCACGGGGCGCAGGCAAGCGUCCGUGUUCUCGUGCGACGAGAUCGGCGUCGAGCAGCUACACUCGCUCAAGGAAAAGUUUGCCGGCGGCGACUUGACUGAAGUCGAAUUUGUCCGCCUUUUUCGCGAAACCAUCGAUUCGACCUUGAGUGAGACGCAGUUGACGGAUUUGUUCCAGAAGAUCGACGCCAACUCGGAUGGGACGGUGAGCUGGGACGAAUUCACCAACUACAUGUUUCUCAGUGGCAGCGACAACGCCAUCUCGAAUUUGAGCGACGACAUGAGUUGCCGGUACAUCACGACCCAGCCAGACAAGGUUGUGGAUGUGGUGGAGGCUGGUGGCGGCGACAGCUCGGCUGUUCGACCGGCAAACAAUCACAAAGACAUCAUCACGCGCAUCGUUCCACUAGAUAAACCCCAUUUGUACGUGACGGCAAGUCGCGACGGCAGCGUGCGCACGUGGAACUCGAACACGCUUGCGUACCAAACGACGAUUGCGACUGGUCGCAACUGGAUCACCGACUGCUCGUACAUGAAGCGGUCAAAUCGCUUGGCUGUGUCGAGCAUGAACCGAACGCUGGCGUUCUACGACAUGUCAACGGGCCAACCUGUGGGCGACCUGUCCGAGUACUCGAAAAAGCAGUGCAUUCCACUCUGUUUGGAGUACGUGGAAAAGCCGAGCGAUGAAAAAGAAGCGCUCGUGAUCGGGGACGACACAGGCGGCAUCACGGUCAUGACCACGUCCAAUCAAUGGUCCAACUGCGAUGGCCGCCCUGGCGCCCACCAGCUCGAAACGCAUGGCUUUUCCACUCGAGCCAAGUACAAAAAGCACACCGACUGGAUCACUCGCGUCAAGUGGGUGCACGACAUGCGCGCCAUCGUCGCCACGUCGCUCGACACCAACAUCUCGAUCAUCGACGUCGAGCGCAUGGUGGCCAAGUUUGAAUAUUCCAAGCACAAAAAGGGCGUGUUCGACCUCGUCUGGUCGUCGACGUCGCGUCUCAUCGCGAGUUGCGGCAUGGAGCGCGACAUCUCGAUCUGGAAUCCAUACUCGUCGCAGCGCGCUGUCGCAACGUUGCGGGGCCACACGGCGUCCGUGCUGCACCUCGCUUGCGAUGACGACAACUUCCAGAUCGUGUCGGUCUCAUCGGACAACAUUUUCAAGGUGUGGGACAUCCGGAACCACCGAUGUUUGCAAACGUUUGCCGACCGAUUCAAGAGCACAGGCGGAGCAGACAAUCGAAUCUCGUCGCUGCUGUUUGACCCCAAGGUGCCGGGGCUUAUCAGCGCCACGACCCACUUGGCCAGGUGGCCGCUCAAGAUGAUUUCGUCCGAAGAAGCCGAGCUCAUCACAAAGAAGGCGCCGUGCAUUUCGUGCUACAACUCGGUGUUCAACCAAGUGCUGACAGCCGAAAUGAGCGAAGAAGGCGUUGUGAAGACGUGGAGUGCGGAAACGGGGGAAGAAGUGUGCAGCUUCAACAACGCGCACGGCUCGAGUCCAGUCACUGCCAUGUCGUUCGACUGCGCCGGCCGCCGGCUCAUUACCGGCAGCCACGAUGGCGCCCAGGUCAAAAUGUGGAACUUCAGCAACGGGGCGCUCGUAAAGCAAUUUCUCAAAGAAGAAAAGAAGGCUACCGAACCCCACGUGUCUCCGUUUUCGGUGCCCCCCCCACGCCCGCCGCGAGUCCGCGAUAUUGUCGUUCUGCCUGACGCGUUUGACGCAGAGAAGCUGCUGGAUGGCUCCAGCUCGAAGCUACCGAGUCCGACCCGGACGACCCUUAAAGCUUCGAAUCCUGACACGACGACGACGCCGCAUCCCCCAUCGACGCCGUCCACGUCGUCGCAGCACCAUCAUCACCACCAGCGGUACCAGCAAAGCGAAGUCACGUGCAUCUUGGACAUCGAGCGCAACGUGCGCGUCGGCAUGGGUGAGUACAUUUGCCAGCGCUUCGUGGUCUCCGUCGGGUGGGAUCGCAGGAUCUACAUUUGGUUGGACUCGAAUGACGAGGACGAGCCCCUGCCAAUGUGGAUCAUCGCCGCCACCGACACAUCCAAGUGCCACACAGAUGACAUCCUGAGCGUUGUGUACAUCCCGCCAGCGACAUUGGCCACGUCUGGCUUGGAUGGCAAGAUAUUGCUGUGGAACUUGAAUUCGGGCGAGUUUAUGUCCCAGCUACACCAGAGCGACGGAGCGAUCGAGUGCAUGAUGUACUGCAACAAGUUGGAGCUCCUCAUGGCGGCCGGGGACGAAGGCAAGCUCAUCACGCUUGACCGCGUUUCGUCGGUCAAAACGGAGAUACCGCUGGAGCACCCCACUGGCGAGUCCGUCGUUGUCAUGGCGUGCGAUCGGUGCGGUGACAACGUCAUCACGGGCGACUCAGCGGGGUACAUUCGGACGUGGGGGCUCAGCGUCUCGCUCAAGGACAAAGGCAUGUACUUUGAGCACGGGUGUCAGUGGCGCGUCGGCGGCGGUCGCAUCCUCAGUCUUAACUUUAUUGAGAACACGCGUCAAAUCGACCUGUUUGUGCUGGUGUCGAGCGGGAACGGAGAAGUCAGCCUGUGGACACUCGACAGCGUGCAGGUCGGCGUGUUUGGACGCCACAAGUACUGGCACUUGGGCAAGCCAUCCACGUACAGCGCGUCGGCGCCUCAAGCGAACGCGCAUGCAGGCAAACACCACAAGCAUUUCAUCCCGAGUCGAUCCAUUGCGGCCGCACUGACCCACACGCAGCACAUGGAGUCGCAGCUCGCGGAAGACUCGAUGCCGAAGCCUGGUGAAGUGUGGAUCAGCCGAUCUGCACACCACCACAGUCAUCGCAACUCGGUCGACUUGAUGUCGUCACAGGUCGCGUCUACCGUCGGCAAGAUCGUCACGACGUUGUUGUUGAGCGCUUCAGGAGACGAAGCCAACUUGCUCAUUCGGAAAGCGUCCAUGAGCAUGGCACGGGACUCGACGUCCGAUAUCGCCGACAUCAUCACCGUGAUCAAGGUAUCCAAGGGUGAAAUCUUGGCGUGGGAUGGCAUUGCCCAGCAAAUCAAGCAGAAGACACUCAAGCUAGAAGAGUUUGUUCGGGACAACAUGUGGACCAAAGACUCGCACUUUUCGCAGUGCAUCGGGCGGUGCUUCAUGAGCACGCACGAAAACACGCCGUACAAGUGUCUGUAUGUGGCCAUCAAGUCGGUGCACAUGAGAAAUACCUCUGAAGGCGCAUUUGCCUUCGUGGACACGGAAGGCAGUCGCCAUCGAACGCAAAUGCUAGACUCGGCGGUCACGACGCACUCAAAACUCAAGAGCGUUGCACGGACACUCAUCUCGGCGUCGACUCGAUUGGGGCAGAAAGCGACCCACAACGCGGCCCUGCGGACAAUGACGGCAAAGAAGCACCUUGACAAGGACAUGAAAGGAAUUGCAGAACUUGUCCCGACAAGUGGACACAACGGACAGCUCCCACAAACAGUCAGCGGCAAGACCACCACCACGGGAAUCAAAGACGCCGAAAAAAUCUUGGGACUGGCAAAACCAAGCUUUGUCUGCUCGACGCUGCCGCUUCUUCGCCCGAAAGAAAAGCACGCCAUGGGCGGCAACCCUCCCAAGCGCUCCAAUAUGCGGUCCAAACUCGAUCCGAACGCCGACUUUCGACGGGUGCAUGACCCGCAAACGAUUCCCAAAACGGCAAAGGAAGUACUCGAGCAGAGACACCGGCAGUUCGACGCUGUCGGACUGCAGUAG